This is a messenger RNA of Stylophora pistillata, 559 nucleotides long. RefSeq names its product ATP-dependent DNA helicase Q1-like. Gene Ontology annotation, cellular component: cytoplasm; nucleus; chromosome. Gene Ontology annotation, molecular function: ATP binding; 3'-5' DNA helicase activity; nucleic acid binding. The record is from RefSeq and is a predicted model, not a curated record. Gene Ontology annotation, biological process: double-strand break repair via homologous recombination. NCBI's taxonomy places the organism in Eukaryota, Metazoa, Cnidaria, Anthozoa, Scleractinia, Pocilloporidae.
UCCUCAUGUGGAAAACACAAGACAAAUGGCGGCGCUUGAAGGAGCUUUUCGCAAAGCGUCGUCAAAGUUCAAAAUUUCCGAGCUUAAUGCUCACCAGAAGUUUGCAAUUACAAAAAUUUUAGUCGAGAAAGAUGUUUUUGUUAACUUGCCUACAGGAUCCGGGAAAUCGUUAAUAUAUCAAGCACUCCCACUCGUGUUUGACCAUGUUACGGAUGAAAGUGGUCAUAUUGUUAUUGUUGUCUCCCCAUUGAUUAGUCUGAUGGAAGAUCAAGUGAAGUAUUUGAGAAGUCUUGGCCUGUCUGCCGUAAAUAUCUCUUCAAACUUUGAAGUUGACCGUGCAAAGAUAGAGAAAGGAGAAUAUUCAAUUGUAUAUGGCUCACCUGAAGCAUGGCUUAUGAACGAGCGAUGGCGAUGUAUGUUGAGUAACGAUAUCUACUCUAGGAAACCUUGUGCUGUUGCUGUCGAUGAAGCUCAUGUUUUACGGCACUGGUAGGUCUGACGUUUAUUUCGAUUUCCAUUGUUGACACGUUAAACUUUCCAAGGAGCAGUUUCAGUCAUA